AUGUCUACAUCCACUAGUAACAAUAGUGGUGUCAAUGGUUUGAAAUUUCAUUUGUUGGUGAAUUUUUUCCUUCUUUUACAGCUUGUUUGUGGUGCAAAUAUUAAUCAAAUCCAAUCUAGUGAUGAUAAUAUUGAAUGGUCAAGCGUUCAAAAAGAUGAUAUGUUCCACUUUCUAGACAAUAACACAUUGAUUGAGGUCAUUGAGGUUAAUGAUCAGAAUCAAGAUAAUUCUGGGAAAUUACUUUCCAGGAGAAUCAACUGCCCAAGCAUUGCAAUUAAUUACAAACAAUACCAAUUGGUGCAACAUGGGACUUGGUGGUCUUCUUGGGAAAGAUUUGCUUAUAGAAAAUGUGCACAGCUGAGCCCUUUCUCCAAUAAAGUGGAUUGGACUAUUGGAUACGAUUUUGCAACCGACGCUGGAAUUUCAUUCAGCAAAGUAGCUCAGUUAUUGUCAGGUGCUGGUGUUUCCAUCGUGAAGAAAAUUUCAACAGAUAUCCAACUUAGUUGUAAUUGUCAAGGAACGGAACCCGUUUGUAUGUGGGAGCAAAGUAGAUUAACUUGGAGUGAUACUCAAGUCCAAACAUGUACUAGAUAUUCGAAUUGUGAGGGUGGUUAUGUGGAAUGCCAACCUUGGCUGAAGUACCAAAGAACGAAUGCUCCUCUUAAAAAUGACAUUACAAGCUUCAAUUUCGGUUGUAGUGUAGGUAGUGCCUGUUGA
Messenger RNA from Yamadazyma jaroonii, 717 nucleotides. The record is from the annotation of a GenBank genome assembly. Lineage: Eukaryota; Fungi; Ascomycota; Pichiomycetes; Serinales; Debaryomycetaceae.